CCGCUCCCCUCUGGGCCUCCGUCCUCCGCCCGCGCCCGCCGGAGCCUGUUCGCGUCGACUGACCAGAGUCCGCGAAUUCCCCGCUCCGAGCCCUUCCGCAGCCCCCAACCCCAGCUUUCUGUCCUUUGGGAACACUAAGAAUAAUGUCUCUGCAUCAGUUUUUACUCGAGCCAAUCACCUGCCAUGCCUGGAACAGGGAUCGCACCCAGAUCGCCCUCAGCCCCAAUAACCACGAGGUGCACAUCUACCAGAAGAAUGGGGGCCAGUGGGUCAAGGCUCACGAACUCAAGGAGCACAACGGGCACAUCACAGGGAUUGACUGGGCUCCCAAGAGCGACCGCAUCGUCACCUGUGGGGCCGACCGCAACGCCUACGUGUGGAGUCAGAAGGAUGGCGUCUGGAAGCCGACCCUGGUGAUCCUGAGGAUUAACCGGGCGGCCACUUUUGUGAAGUGGUCUCCCCUAGAGAACAAAUUUGCCGUGGGAAGUGGAGCGCGACUCAUUUCUGUGUGUUACUUCGAGUCUGAAAAUGACUGGUGGGUAAGCAAACACAUUAAAAAGCCCAUACGCUCCACAGUCCUCAGCCUGGAUUGGCAUCCAAACAACGUUCUGCUGGCAGCGGGAUCAUGUGACUUCAAAUGCAGGGUAUUUUCUGCAUACAUCAAAGAAGUGGAUGAAAAGCCUGCCAGUACACCCUGGGGCAGCAAGAUGCCCUUUGGUCAGCUGAUGUCAGAGUUUGGUGGCAGUGGCACUGGUGGCUGGGUCCAUGGGGUCAGCUUCUCUGCCAGCGGAAGCCGCCUGGCCUGGGUCAGCCACGACAGCACCGUAUCCGUCGCGGACGCCUCCAAAAGCGUGCAGGUCUCCACUCUGAAAACCGAGUUCCUGCCACUCCUGAGUGUGUCGUUUGUCUCCGAGAACAGCGUUGUGGCAGCCGGCCAUGACUGCUGCCCAAUGCUCUUUAACUACGAUGACCGCGGCUGCCUGACCUUUGUCUCCAAGCUGGACAUCCCGAAGCAGAGCAUCCAGCGCAACAUGUCUGCCAUGGAACGCUUCCGCAACAUGGACAAGAGGGCCACGACCGAGGACCGCAACACGGCCCUGGAGACCCUGCACCAGAACAGCAUCACUCAAGUAUCUAUUUAUGAAGUGGACAAGCAGGACUGUCGCAAAUUUUGCACAACUGGCAUCGAUGGAGCCAUGACAAUUUGGGAUUUCAAGACCUUAGAGUCUUCCAUCCAGGGCCUCCGGAUAAUGUGAAGCUGCGUGAGCCGUCGCCGUCCAGCUGACAAGCCGUGGCUGCCCGCGACUGCCAUUUGCAUGCUGGUGAGGGCAGCCAGCCCGAGGAGCUGCCGCGUGUCUGCCUACAGUUAGUGUUGGGGAGAUAGCGCCUGUCUGACUACAGUCGGUCAAAGUGUUGGUUUGUGAAAAGCAGCAGUGAGGUUUUUUUCUUCUCUUUCUCUCUCUCUCUUUUUUUUUUUUUUUGCUAUUUCAUUCCAUUCUUGACCAAAGCUUCUUUAAGUAGUUUAUUAUGGAAAAUUGUCCACUAACUUAAAGGAAAGGGUGAGGGAAGUAUGUAAAUUGCCCACUAGAAAAGUAAAUUAAAAAAUCCUGAAUGUG
Ochotona curzoniae (black-lipped pika) is the source of this 1616-nucleotide messenger RNA. RefSeq names its product actin related protein 2/3 complex subunit 1A (gene ARPC1A). Gene Ontology annotation, cellular component: actin cytoskeleton; Arp2/3 protein complex. Bases 144 to 1256 code for a protein of 370 amino acids. Gene Ontology annotation, molecular function: actin filament binding. Gene Ontology annotation, biological process: Arp2/3 complex-mediated actin nucleation. The transcript is spliced from 10 exons. Lineage: Eukaryota; Metazoa; Chordata; Mammalia; Lagomorpha; Ochotonidae. The record is from RefSeq and is a predicted model, not a curated record.